Molecule: messenger RNA, 2710 nt
Organism: Saitoella complicata NRRL Y-17804
Lineage: Eukaryota; Fungi; Ascomycota; Saitoellomycetes; Saitoellales; Saitoellaceae
Product: DNA repair helicase rad25
Exons: 1
Coding region: 98-2710 (870 amino acids)
Biological process (GO): transcription initiation at RNA polymerase II promoter; nucleotide-excision repair
Cellular component (GO): transcription preinitiation complex; transcription factor TFIIH holo complex; nucleotide-excision repair factor 3 complex
Molecular function (GO): DNA binding; ATP binding; hydrolase activity
Source: RefSeq, a predicted model, not a curated record
CUCUCUCUGUCUAUAACUGAACGGACAAGUGCGGAACGGUAUCUGCUGAGCAUUCACUGAGGUAUAUCCUAUUCGCUGAGUGUGACCAGCGCCGGCGAUGUCGAAGAGAGCCGGUUCCUCGGUGGCCAGCACCACGAUCAAACGUGCCCGCCGUGCCGCCGCAUCAGGUCCAACGGGAGCCGCCGAUGAGGAUCUCUCAGACGGGAGCAACUUUGAUGACUACGAUAUCGCCGCUUACUCCGACGACAACUACGACGAAGCAGGCUUUGACGACAACGACGAGGCAUUCGCAGCACCGAGGAAAUCACUUGCAUUGAGAUCAAAACGACCAGCAGCGAGUAAACGAUCUGAUUCGACUGCACCCGUGAAAACGCGGAUCACGGAUGGGUUGAAUGAGGAGCAUGAUUUCGAUGAUCGGCCGGCGGAGUUUAGGGGAGAUUCUGUCAGCCAUUUGUUUCAGAGAUUCGAACAUUCAUGGUUGGAUUUGAAGCCUGAUCAUGAUUCUCGACCGUUGUGGAUUGAUCCGAAGUCUGCGAAGAUUUAUAUGGAGGCGUUUUCACCGUUGGCCGAACAAGCAGAGGACUUCUUGAUUGCGAUUGCGGAGCCCGUCAGUCGUCCGAGUCAUAUUCACGAAUAUGCAUUGACAGAGAACGCGAUGCACGCAGCUGUCUCUGUCGGAUUGCAGCCUAACGACAUCAUUACCGUCCUAAACCGACUCUCAAAAUUUACCAUCCCCAAAUCCAUCGUGCAGUGGAUUACCGAAGUCACCAAAGCCGUAGGUAAGGUCCGUCUCGUCUUGAAGGGCAACAGGUACUACGUCGAGAGUACGACUGCGGAUUUCCUGCAGUCGAUGUUGCAGGAUCCGCAAAUCGGGUCGUGCCGGAUUCAGACGGAGGGGACUGCGGCGGAUGUUGCGGUUGUGAAGGAGAGGGCUCCGAGGAUGGAGGGGUUGGUUAUUGCUGGUACUGGGAAGGAUAAGACGGGUGCGAAGACAGAGGAAAAGGAUGGUGCAGAGGGAGAUAAAGUGGAGGACGUGCAGCCGAAGAACGACGAUGAUCUGUUUACUUCGAUCGUGGGUAUUGACGAAGUUGACGUUGAGGAAGACGACGAAGACGCUGUCCACUCCUUCGAAAUUCCAGCAGAUAAACUGGAACAAGUCAAGAGACGCAUGUUCGAACUCAACAUUCCCGCUCUCGAAGAAUACGAUUUCAGAAACGACAAGCUCAACGCCGAUCUCGACAUUGACUUAAAGCCAAGUACCCAGAUUCGACCAUAUCAGGAGAAGUCGUUGAGUAAGAUGUUUGGUAACGGUCGUGCGAGGAGUGGAAUCAUCGUCUUGCCAUGUGGUGCGGGAAAGACAUUGGUGGGUAUCACCGCCGCCUGUACCAUCAAGAAGAGUUGCUUGGUGCUGUGUACUUCCUCUGUGUCUGUCAUGCAAUGGCGUGCUGAGUUCCUCAAGUGGAGUAACGUUAAACCGUCAUCCAUUGCAGUCUUCACCUCCGACACGAAAGACAAGUUCGAGGGUGAUGCUGGUAUCGUGGUGUCUACCUAUUCCAUGGUCGCACAACGCAACAAACGUGCGUAUGAUGCGCAAAAGAUCAUGGAGUGGAUGCAGAACCGUGAAUGGGGUUUCGUGUUGCUUGACGAAGUGCACGUCGUUCCCGCAAACAUGUUCAGAAAAGUCAUGGAGGUGAUUCCAUGUCACGCCAAACUUGGUCUCACCGCUACCCUGGUCCGUGAAGAUGACAAGAUCGUGGAUUUGAAUUACCUUAUCGGGCCGAAGUUGUAUGAGGCGAAUUGGAUGGAGUUGUCGCAGAAGGGGCAUAUUGCCAAUGUGCAGUGUGCUGAGGUGUGGUGUCCCAUGACCCAGGAGUUCUACCAGGAGUAUUUAAAGGCGUCCUUGAGGAAGAGGACAUUGUUGUACAUCAUGAACCCAAGGAAGUUCCAGGCGUGUCAGUUCUUGAUUGAUUACCACGAGAAGCGGGGUGAUAAGAUCAUUGUUUUCUCCGACAACGUGUACGCGUUGAAGGCUUACGCACUCAAGCUUGGUAAGGCGUUCAUCUUUGGUGGAACGCCACAGCAGGAGCGUCUUCGUAUCUUGGAGAACUUCCAGCACAAUGAGUUGGUGAACACCAUCUUCUUGUCGAAAGUCGGUGAUACCUCCAUUGAUUUGCCGGAAGCAACGUGUCUUAUCCAAAUUUCCUCGCAUUACGGAAGUCGUCGUCAGGAAGCACAGAGAUUGGGUCGUAUCCUUCGUGCGAAGAGGAGGAAUGAUGAAGGCUUCAAUGCGUUCUUCUACAGUCUUGUGUCGAAGGACACGCAGGAAAUGUACUACUCUUCGAAGCGACAAGCAUUCUUGGUUGAUCAGGGUUACUCUUUCAAGGUUAUCACGCACUUGCAGGGUAUCGAGAGUAUGCCGAGUAUCGCAUAUAACACCUUGGCGGAGCGCCGAGAGCUCCUACAGGAGGUUUUGCUGCAGAAUGAGGAGGCGGGCGAGGAGGACAUCGGUGACGAUGCUGACGACUUUGUGGGCCGGACUGGUGGAAUGCAUCGUGCAGGAGCUGGUCCCAAAGCUAAGCGAUUCGCGGCUUCGCUUACAUCGCUCGCUGGAGCGGAUGAUAUGGCCUAUAAGGAGUACAAUAAGUCUGUGAACAAGACAUUGACGUCCAAGAAGCAGGAUCUGGUGGGUAGGAUGUUGAAGAGGAGAUGA